Centruroides sculpturatus (bark scorpion) is the source of this 3794-nucleotide messenger RNA. Its product is annotated as glutamic acid-rich protein-like. Bases 83 to 3361 code for a protein of 1092 amino acids. The transcript has a single exon. Lineage: Eukaryota; Metazoa; Arthropoda; Arachnida; Scorpiones; Buthidae. The record is from RefSeq and is a predicted model, not a curated record.
AAAUGGAAAUUUCUGUGUUUAGGAAUGCAACAUAAUAAUAAUAAUAAUAAUUCAUUUUUUCAGAAACAGAAUAGGAGAUCCUAUGGAUGAUUUUGCUCGUGAGUUAUUAGAAUACAGACGGGAACAACAGCAUAGACCACACUCUAGAUAUCAUUCAAGAUCGCGUUCGUCGUCGUCUCAUUCUUAUAAUAGUUCAAAAUCAUGGCCACAUUCUGGAUCACGAUCUAUAUCUCAUUCUUGUUCAAGGUCACGUUCUCGUUCAUUUAGUAGUCGAUCUAGAUCUCGCUCAAGAUUACGUUCUAGAUCUAGAUCAUUUUCUAGAUCAUCUCAUUCAAGAUCAAGAAGCAUAAGUAGAUCUAGAUCUAGGUCUAGAGGAAGAACUUCCCCACACCAACGUUCUAGAUCAAAUUCUCCGAAAAAUUUUGUUAGAUAUAUUCCAAGGUCGCCCUAUCAUCAAAAGAAGGAUUAUGCUACAAAUUUUUACAAUCCAACAUACCCUGCCUCAUAUACAGGUUCCAUUCCACAUCACAAUAUUCCUAUAGAACACUAUGCUGAUAGGUCAAGAUAUUAUCGCGAUCAAUAUAGAGUUUAUGAGGAAUAUCACAAUCCAUAUAAUAGUCCUAGAUACGAACAACAUGACCAGCGGUAUGAUAAUAAAUAUAUGCAUGAGUAUCCGAGAUUCGAUGAGAUUCAGCACAGGGCAAGAAGUCGCGAAUUAGAAAAAUCCGAAAGACCAAGAAUUAGCGAAAAUACUUACAGAAGAGAGAAUGCAUCAAAAUCAAAUACAGAAAAGAAGAUAAAAGAAAGUGAAUCAAAAGAGAAUGCAGAUAAUUUUGCUAAAAAUAAAAAGAAGGAUGAAAAAGUUAAACAUAAGAAACAUCAUCAUAAAAACCGCGAAAAUAAAAAAGAGGUUAAACACGAAGUGGAGCAUAAGAAGAGAGAACUAGUGGAUGAUUCAAAUAAGCCUGAGCUGAUUGAUACGCAAAUAAAAACUGUAACUGAAACAAUGGAAGAACAAAAAGCAGUUCCGGUUCAUGAAGUUAAGGAAAAAAAGCAUAAACACAAAAAGAAAAAAGACAGUGAAGAAAAGAAAAAGAAAAAAGUAACUCAUAAUCCGAAUGAACCGGAAAAACCCACCAAAACUAAAAAGAAAAAAGCAAAAAAAGAAAAUGAAAAAACUCAUCAGAAAUCCCAGUCAGUGGAAAAAUCAGAAAAAAUUCCUAUAAACGAAGAUUUAAGUAAUAAAGUUAACAUUCAGAAUGAAAUCGUUUUAGAAGAAAAUGUUUCUGUUCCAAAAGAAUCCGAUGUCUUAAAACAAAAAGUUAAUAUCGAAGAAGUUAAACCAAUAGCAUUAAUGAAAGAUGUUCUUCCUCCAUUAGAACAAAUUAUAGAAGAAAAACCUGAAAUUAAGCCUACUUUUGAACCUAUUGAAGAACCGAAAAUUAUCUUAAUGGAUAAUGCUGAUGAAAAUGUUUAUAAAAACGAAAACGAGACAACUGUAGAAAAUACUGAUGAAAAAGUGUUGUCACCCGAACAAAUAGAAUUAUCUCCUAGAGAACCGGAACAUCGCGAUGUGAUUCCAACUGUUAGUGAAGCAAGUGCUCCAGAAAUAAGUUUUGAAUUACCCGAGAUAUCUAAAUGGGAAAGGGAAGAGUUCGAAGAAGAAGAAAAAUCUUCAAAUGAUGAUUCCAAUUCUUUGCAAAAAGAGAUGAGAUCUUCGCUGUCUUCUGAUAUUAUUCAAAGAGCAGAAAAGGCAAUUUUACAAAAAGCCCUUAAGACUGCAAUUGUAGGUCCUCCAGUUUCCAGAGAGAAGCAUACUUACAGAGGAAUGGAUCGAAAAACAGAAAAAUCAUCAAGAGUCGCAGAAGCGCCUAAAGAUACUGUCCUAGUCGUAUCCAGUAUGAAAGAUAAAGAAAAAAGUAAAGAACAAUCAAUAGACAAAGAAACAAAAUCAAAAGAUAAGUCUGAAGAAGCUUCGCUUCAGAUCACUAUAUCUGCAGAAAAGAACAAACGAUCAGUGCAAACGACUAAAGUGAAAAGCAGUAGUUCCAAAGACAAAUUAUCAGAUAAUUCUCAGAUUAAGAAAUUAAAAUUAGACAGAUCCAAAUUUUUAGAAAAGAGUAAAAAUGAAGCAUCAUUAAAACAUUUUAUUAACGAAGGAAUGACAGCCGAAAAAGUAUUCUCAAACGAUAGUUCGAAAGAAUUUAGCAGCAAAAGUCUUCCUAGAAGAAAAGAUAAAAUUAUUAUAUGUAAAAUAGAAAAGGAUAGGAGAUUUAAUUUAGAAAAUGAUCAAGAAAAACAAAGUAGUCACGAAGAAGAAAGUGAUUCUAGAUCAAGAAACGUUUCUAGUAAAAAAUCCCCCAGAAGAUCAAAACCUGCCGACAGUAAUUCAUUUUUCACAAAACGAACAUACGAACAUAAUGAUCAUAAACGUGAGAUAAGUGAUAGUUCGGAAAGGGAAUCGAAAUCAAGAGAAUCGCACGUCGAUCACGACAGUGAGAAACGGUCAUCUCAUUCUAAACGAGUAAUUAAUUUAGAUGAAAAAAUAAGAAGAAAAGAAGAAGUAGAAAGGUCAUCGUCGAGAGAUUAUAAAGAUAACCCUGUUUCAUAUCACAGAGAGAGAGAAAAAUAUCGAGAAGAACCAUCUAACGUUAAUGUAGAAAAAGAAGAAAGAUCGCGCUCUAGAAGUUUAGAUUCUGGUCAAAGCAUCGAUAAUAAACAACUCCACUCUUCCACACAAGAUAGAAGCGACGAUAGAAAGAAAAGAGUUCCGAAAAGAAGGAUAAGUAGCCAUAGCUCCACUGCUGAAAUAAAACAGAAAGAAAAGGCUGUAUUUAGUGAACGAAUGAAAGCACCAAAGCAUUCAAAUAUCGAUAGUAGAGGUUUCCAAGAACCACAUGUUAGAAACCGAAAGGAAUCGCUACACGACGAAUCGAAAUUUGAGCCUAAUUACGACGAAACUAGUGAAUCCGAACAAAGUAGUGACACGGAGGCAAAAAUUAGGAGAUCCAGGCAUAACGAAGAGAAAUCAAGGAAACAUGUAGAUCAAAUUCUCGUUACGAGAACAAGUGAUAAUGAAAUAGAAAGAGAGAAAGCGAGACAAGCUGCUUUCAGACACGAACAUCAUAGAGAUAAAGUAGAGGUGAAGAAAAGAGAAAGGUCUGUUAGUCCACAGAGUUCUUCGGGAAGUUCGCCGUGUAGCAACUUUUCCGAUGUCGAUAAAUCUUCCGCGAAAAGACACAAAAGCGAAACACCCGAUUCAGACUUAAAAUUAAGACAUAGGAAAUCUAAACACAAAAAGCACAAAAAACAUAAGCGGAAACAUAAGAAAAGGAAAAGUCAUAAAUACAGAGAGAGAUGAUCUUUUUCUUAAAAAUGCCGUCUUAAAAAUACUUACAUUAUAAUGCGUGAUUUUUGACACGUUACACGGAAAAAGAAUCGACACACAUAUUGGUUGUGUUACACAAGUUGUGUAUGAGUUGAAUUUCUGCCGAUAUGCGAGUCUAAAAGAUUCUCUAACAUUAAUAUUCUUUUAGUAAUAUACAAAAUUAUAUGUACAAAACAUAGUUUACGUGGCCAUUAAUUUCUCAUGAAAAUUGUAAGUGACUUUGAUAAAUGAAAUCGUCUUGCGAGUGAAUAAAUGCAGUAUUUUGUUCGGUUGAAUUUUAUAUAUGUGUAGUAUAUAUAAAAUUCAUUUCAUUUGUAAAGGCAGCAGGUUGGCAUAUGGGAAUGCCAAAUGCAUUCUUAUUAAUAUUGUAUUGUAGAAAAUUGUGUAAAUAAAUGUUUUGACAAAA